AUGGCUGCGCAUGUUUCCUUGUGCGCCUUUCUUGCAGUUGGGCCACAGCAGCAGCUGCAGCCGAGCUUACACAUUCCACCGCAAGCAAAGCAAGGCAAAGUGGUCGUCGUCGGUGUGGAGCCGACGUAUCUGGGAUUGGGCAAAACGGGGCUACCGGUGUGGAUGCUGGUGGGCUUUGGGGCGGAGCGGUUGGGAGCCGACAUGAACCGUCUGCUGGCUCUCCUCUUCCACCAGGGCGUCCUCGACGAGCAGUUCCUCCAGCUCCAGCAGCUCCAGGACGAGACUUCCCCUAACUUCGUCUCCGAGGUCGUCACCAUCUUCUUCCACGAGUCCGAGAAGCUCCUCACCUCCCUCCGCUCCCUGCUCAUGAUGGUGGAGGGAGAUGAUGAUCAAGAUCACGAGGGCGGGCUGGAGUACGGGAAGAUCGGGGUGCAUUUGAAUCAGUUCAUGGGGAGCAGCUCCAGCAUUGGUGCCAAAAGGGUUCGCAAUGUUUGCUUGGCUUUCCGGGCCGCUUCUGACCAUCACAACCGUCACGGAUGCUUGAGAGCAUUGGAGCAGCUUGAGCACGAGUACUGCUACCUGAAGAACAAGUUGCAUGAAUUCUUCCAAUUAGAGCAGCAGAAGGUACUGGCAGCGGGAGUGAGAUACCCGAUGAACCACUACAACAACAACAACAACAUCAACAGCUAAGCUAGCUAAUUGACUAAUCAACAAAUGGAGCAUAGCUGAAGAAGUCUUGGCUAGAUAGCUAGUUAGGGGCUAGGCGUGCAUGAUCGCUUGAUUUUUGUGCAUCAUAUUAUUAGUAUAUUAGUUAUGAAUCCUGCUUAUUGCUUUCACCGCAAAUGUUGUUAUUGCUAGCUUCUCUUUUUCUUCCUUUGGGC
Linum tenue is the source of this 881-nucleotide messenger RNA. The record is from the annotation of a GenBank genome assembly. NCBI's taxonomy places the organism in Eukaryota, Viridiplantae, Streptophyta, Magnoliopsida, Malpighiales, Linaceae.